GCUUCAUUAUUAAGAUCUCCGAGAGAGUCGUUCUUGGUGUAUCGUACAUCCAAACAGCAAUGAUUUCAUGAUAUCGCCAGAUAUCAAAAUGCUACUCAGUAUUAGUACUUGAACCAAUUUCAUUCAUCAGCUUUCAAUUAUGUCUAUUCGCGUUCUUCUCCGCGAAUAUCCCCAUCGCUCAAUUGCCCUUGUGACGCCUACCCACACUCUUAUUUUCCGCCAUAGUCCUUCUACGAAUGAAUCUUUGGGCAAUGGAUUGCCCAAUCCCAUUCAUCCAGUACAUCCGCGUGCAUCUGCCGACGGAGUUACAGCUCCCAAGUGCAUGGUAGAGUUCGCAGAUGUCUCGUCGGUUGAUCUCAGCGAUUACCGGACGUUGAGUCUUAUGCCAGUCCAUGGUACACUUGGGUUAAUUACCGUCAGCAAUGAUAUCUUCCUUUGCGUAAUAACAGCAAGGACUAUAGUGGCACAGGUGAGGCCUAGAGAAACCGUUGAAAAGAUUAUAGGGGUAGAAUUCCAUUGCUUGAACAAUGCGGAGUACGACAACACUUUUAUGAACGAUUUGGAUCCCUAUAAUUACAACGCGGAGAACACAUAUGGCCAAAAUUUGAGUCGACGGGACCCAAUCGUGGAGCACCCAUGUGCUGAGCUGCAGAGGCUAUUGGCAGAUGGAACCUUCUAUUAUAGCACAAAUUUCGACCUUACGAAUCGAUUGCAAGACCGAUCUACAGAUGCAACAGCAAACGAUGUUGAGAGUUUCGACGACUCUUUCCUAUGGAAUUCAUAUAUGAUUGGUUCCCUGGGAAAAUUCCGAUCUCGCCUUGUGGUGCGUGAAAGAGACGCCUUGGACAAAUCUGGUAUUCUUAUAUCUGCGAUUCGCGGUCAUGUUCAGACGAAUACUAUACCUCCUGCUUCAGAUCCUUUACGAACCUCAAGAUCAGGCCUCCCCUCGUCUCUUACAUUAAUAUCCCGAUUAUCGUGUAAACGAGCCGGCACAAGGUUUAAUGCUCGAGGAAUUGAUGAUGAUGGAAAUGUCGCAAACUUCGUCGAAUCAGAAACAGUUUACUGGAGCCCCUCUGCCAAUGUAAAAUAUUCUUCAGAACAAGCAGACGAAAAACCAGCUGGCAUAUGCUUUUCAUAUGCCCAAAUAAGAGGAAGUGCCCCGAUAUUUUUCGAGCAGGCACCUGGUUUACUUCCAGGCCAACAAAAGGUUACUGUAACUAGAUCUCCUCAGGGUACUCAGCCAGCUUUUGACAAACACUUUGAGGAAUUGGAGCGUAACUACGGCGCAGUUCAUGUGGUCAAUCUGCUCAGUGAAACCAAACCAGCUGAAGCUGAAAUUACUGCUUGUUAUCAAUAUGGAAUUAAUCAUUCGUCAUUGAACAAAACAGAAGAGAACGCCAAAGAUCAUCAAUUGUUGAGGGUCACAGAAUAUGAUUUUCACGCCGAGACGAAGGGACCUCAAGGUUACCAGGCAGCUAGCAUGAUUCGAAGUAUAAUUGAGAACUCAGCAGAUGGCUUUGCAUAUUAUCUGUCUGAAGAAAUUGAUGACACGGAAGAUGUUCCUGAGAACCAACCCCGAAGAACAGUGGUCGUAUUACAACAAGAAGGCGUAUUUAGAACCAACUGCCUCGACUGCUUGGACAGGACGAAUCUUAUUCAAACUAUCAUAUCUCAAAUGGCAGUAGAGUCGUUUCUUUUGCAUAGGGGGGCUAGAGGCACUUCCGAGUUUUGGAUGCGUCACUCAACAAUGUGGGCUGAUAAUGGCGAUGCUCUUUCACGAAUAUAUGCAGGUACAGGAGCUCUCAAAUCAUCGUACACGAGAUUUAAUAAGCAGACUCUCUCCGGUGUAUUCGCCGAUGCACGAAAGAGUGCUACCCGGUUAUACAUGAACAAUUUUGUGGACAAGGGACGACAAAACACUAUUGAUGUACUCUUGGGCAGACUUGUGGGACAAGUGCCUGUGCAUUUGUUCGAUCCCAUUAAUGACUACGUGACGGCUGAGCUAAACAAACGUAGCUCGGAGUUCCAAUCUUCUGAGGUGAUAAACAUAUGGGCUGGAAGUUUCAAUCUUAAUGGGCGCACAUCUGGUAUAGAAGAAGACUUGGCUUUGUGGUUAUGUCCUGAGCUCGAAAAAUCACAGCAGCAUCCUGAAAUAGUAGUGGUCGGCUUCCAAGAAAUAGUGGAAUUGAGCCCCCAGCAAAUUAUGAAUAGUGAUCCAACAAUAAAACAAGCAUGGGAAAAAGCCGUGCGAAAGACUUUAAACAGACAUGCUCGUGCAGCUGGUCAAGAUCACUACGUGCUGCUACGAAGUGGUCAGCUUGUGGGAGCUGCCCUAUGUGUAUUCGUUAAAGCUUCAGUUUUGCCAAAUAUCAAGAACGUUGAAGGCAGCGUCAAGAAGACUGGAAUGUCUGGGAUGGCUGGCAACAAAGGCGCUGUUUCAAUCCGCAUGGAUUAUGCAAAUACUCAGAUUUGCUUUGUGACUGCACAUCUAGCUGCUGGGUUUAGUAACUAUGCAGACCGUAAUAAGGAUUAUCACACCAUCCACAAAGGAUUGAGGUUUCAAAGAAACCGGGGCAUAGAUGAUCAUGGAAAGUUGAUCCAAAUGAUUGUAAAGAAUUAUACGGUUAUUUGGAUGGGCGACUUCAAUUAUCGGAUAGGACUUGGACCUGAGCGGGUGAAGCAACUCAUAAAAAUGGGCGACUUGGAGACUUUAUACGAAAAUGAUCAGUUAAACCUCCAAAUGGUAGCUGGUCUAACAUUUCAAUACUAUUCCGAGUCCAGGAUCACUUUUAUGCCAACAUAUAAAUUUGACAUUGGUACCGAUACAUACGAUACUAGUGAAAAGGCCAGAAUUCCGGCAUGGACCGAUCGAAUCCUACGGAAAGGUAGCAAUUUACGUCAAAUUAAUUACAACACCGCGCCCCUACGGUUUUCCGACCACAGACCUGUAUAUGCAAAUUUCCAGUGCACUGUGAGUGUCAUAGACGACGCUAUCCGUGAUUCUCUCAGUAGAAGCAUUUACAAUAGGAGGAGAGAGGAGAUUGGCGGCGCAACAGCUAGUUCAAAAUUGGAUGGAACUGACGACGAGGACUUGAUUGGAUUCGAGAGCCUAGAGCCUGGUUUACCACCUGCAAGCUCGAGUGAGAGAAAAUGGUGGCUUGACGGAGGGAAGCUUGCGAAGAGCCAAGUCCAACCGCCGAGCAAUUCAAAGGACGUGAUACCAAAUCCAAGGAGACCGAGCAACCCGUGGAGUGUGAGCGAUGAACCUGACUGGGUCAAGGUUUCAAGACCUGGCAUGUCUUCACGGAAUAGUUCACAGAGAAUGUCUCUUCCACCGGCACCUGUGGUAAGAAAUGGCAGUGUACUACGAAAGCUUCCGCCUCCUUUUGAUUCUUCUUCUCUCCCUAGUUCCCAAGGCAGACUUGGAAAUCCAAUAAAGGGUAAUUCCUCAACUCCAACUCUGUCUGCAAAAGCAGUACUUCCUCCACCACAGCUAGUAGCGAGCAAACUCUCGACUCCGACCCCGACCACAAUAGCAAAACCAGUCCUCCCCCCACCUCAACUUACACGCCGCGCAUCCACCGAAACAACACGCUCAUCGUACAAGAAAGCACCGCCUCUUCCAAGAAAACCUGUACAUUUAGCAUCUACUUCCGUUUCACCUACCCUCUCAACUUCUUCGUUGGCUCCAAGAUCGAAAGAUCCGCCACCUAUGCCUGGUGCAUAUAGAGAUUUCUCGCCGCCUACUCGGAGAGCUACUUCUGGUAUAGAUAAAAGCAGUUUGGAACCACCCCCGCCACCACAACCUCGAAGACCUGGAAGAAAGCUGGACGAUGAAGGGGCAAAGCCAGAGUUGCCGAAAAGACCACUUGACUUGUUGGGCGAUAACGAUGAUAUUGGGGGGUGGCAGGCCUUGGAGCCUACUAAAUGA
Molecule: messenger RNA, 3931 nt
Organism: Botrytis porri
Lineage: Eukaryota; Fungi; Ascomycota; Leotiomycetes; Helotiales; Sclerotiniaceae
Exons: 6
Coding region: 140-3931 (1263 amino acids)
Biological process (GO): phosphatidylinositol dephosphorylation
Cellular component (GO): membrane; cytoplasm
Molecular function (GO): phosphatidylinositol-3,5-bisphosphate 5-phosphatase activity; phosphatidylinositol-4,5-bisphosphate 5-phosphatase activity
Source: RefSeq, a predicted model, not a curated record